Molecule: messenger RNA, 819 nt
Organism: Ostreobium quekettii
Lineage: Eukaryota; Viridiplantae; Chlorophyta; Ulvophyceae; Bryopsidales; Ostreobiaceae
Source: the annotation of a GenBank genome assembly
AUGACGCACUCACCAAGCGCGGUGGAAGGCAGGGAGGCGUCAAUUGAGUACGUGUCCCUUGCCAACAACCACAUUCUUGACUACGGCGUUCCGGGCCUCAGAGAGUCCAUAAAUGUUCUCAAAGCCAAUGGGAUCAGCUUUUCGGGGGCAGGUGACUUGUUGGAGGCUCAGGCACCCGCCUUUGUGCAAAAGCCCGGCUGUAGGCUUGCUUUCUUCUCCUUCUCAGAUCACUACGACUACUGGGCAGCAACUGACAAGGAGCCAGGAAUUAAUUUCAUCGACCCUCAAGAGUAUGACGCCAGCCAGCUGAAGAUCCUCUUCUCUCAUGCGCGCUCAAAUGCUGACAUCAUCGUGGUGUUUGUUCAUUGGGGGCCCAACUGGCAGUGGCAGCCAAGCGACGAAAUCGUUGCCCUGGGCCACGCUUUCAUCGACAAUGAUGCUGAUGUUGUGUUUGGCCACAGCGCUCAUCACGUACAGGGCGUCGAGGUUUACAAGGGCCACCCCAUUAUGUACGGCGCUGGCGGCUUCAUCGACGACUACGCCACGGAUGACCAGUACCGAAAUGACUUGGGCUUCCUGUAUCGCGUAAAGAUUGUCGACAAUUUGCUGGACAGGUUGGAGCUACUUCCAAGCAAGAGAACACACACCUGGCAGCGCCCCGGAGAUGACCCACCGUAUAUUUCCAAGGUCAGCAGGGCCAAAGGCAAGGACAAGGACUGGGUGUGUUCGAAAAUGAAGGAAUUGAGUGCCGCCUUUGGCACAAAGGUGGAAGACCUUCCUAACAGAGAAGGCCUGGUGAUAGCCCUCGGGAGUUCCUGA